Messenger RNA from Racocetra persica, 158 nucleotides. The record is from the annotation of a GenBank genome assembly. Lineage: Eukaryota; Fungi; Glomeromycota; Glomeromycetes; Diversisporales; Gigasporaceae.
AUGUUUAAAUAUUUACGACAAACUGAAUCAUGUGAUCAAAUAAAUAAUAACAACCAAGAAGAAUCUUCUAGAAUCUCUAUUGAAACAAUACAAAAGAUUGAAAAUAAGAAUACAGAAUAUGAUUCUUUAUUAUCUGAAUAUGAUUCAAAUAAUUCUGA